CAUGUGAGUUUUUAUAUCAUUCAGUUGUCUACACGUUCUCUGAAUUUGCAAAGAGAUAUAUAUAUCUCAAAACCAUUGCAAUACAACCCUUGAAAAGAACUGCAUCAUUGGGUGAUAUUGAUAAUACAUCAUAAUAUAAUUCUUAAAUGAAAUUCACACAUAAAAAUUAAGGUCAUUUUUAUUUGUAAAUUUCACAAAAAGAAUAAGUGAACGUUACAACCAUUCAUAAAAAGUGUAUUACGUCUUAGAGGAAAAGUUUAUAACUAGAGGCGAAUUGUAACUCGAGUGAAAAAUCAAUCAAUGCAGACAUUUUCUUUCUACGAAAACAAUGUAUGAAAUAUUAACAUCGAUAAUAUCUUAUUUAAAUUGAUUCAACUUUAUUGACUCCAAUAUUUUAACGUGCAAUAUUUUAAUGCUGAUGAUUUGUUUUUUGAAGCUUUUCAAGUAAUAAUAAUCUACAAUGGCUGAUCCUGAAUGUGUUGAAAUGGAGGACGAAGAUUUUGAAGUUGUAGAUGAAUGCGAAGGUGAAGAUGAAGAUAUCAUACCAGAGAAAGACAAUGAAAAUGACGUAGUUGAUGUAAAUGAUCAAAAUAAAUCACCAGAGAAUUUAGAAAACGUAUUAACUACGAAUAAAGAACAAAAUACUUUAUCAGAAAAAAUUCAAACAAACGAUGAAUCAAACGCAGUAUUUACAGAAAAAGAUGAUGUAGAAGUAGUAGAAGUAAUAAAAUCUUCAUCAAACAAAAGUUUCGAAACAAAUCAGAGUAAUAACGAAAACAAAGAUGUUGAUAUUAUUCCACUAGAAAUACAAGGGUCACAAAAAAUAACUACAAACGAUAUACCUGAUAAAAAUACUAACACUAUAGAUUUUACUGCAGAUAUUUCUUUAGAUCAGUUAAAUGAUACAGAUGUCAUAAGAAAUGUUAAUGAUAUUGAAAAUAUUAACCUUGACUCUGAGAAUUGUCGACUUGAUAUAGAUAAUCCUGAAACUAAUAAAAUUUCAUCUAAUGUUUGUUCACAAGAUAAUGUUGAACUAACUGACAAUACUACUAAUGAAAGUAUUACAUCUUCAGAUAUCAUAAUAGUAGAUGAUCCACAAAGGAAGAAGCACGACGAUGAAACUCCUGUUGCAAUACCAGCAUGGUAUGAGGAAAAAUUGAAUGAAAAAAUUGCAACAGCCAAAGAACGACUUACCAAAUUAUCUAGAGUACUGAAACGUUCAUAUGGAUGUUAUCAAGAAUGUUUAGAUAGAGUUGAAGCUGCUGUUGGAACACCCGUCUGUAAAUUAUUUCCUCCCCGACGAUGUCCUUUAAAUGAACCUUACAUAAAUCGAUGGCGAUUUGUUUGCACCAAAAAACCUCUCGAGGAGCCUGCAAUAGCCAAAAUGGAGGAAGACAACAUUGAUAUGACUAUUGACAAGAAAGUCGAAACAGUUUGGCAGUUGGAACCAAGUGAGGGAUUAACAAGAAAUGCAAAUAAUGACUACCAAAAGAUUCCAACUUUUGUAAUGCAUGUUGUUAAGAUAUUUGAAGACUACAUCAAUUCUAAUAAUCAACAACAAGACUCAAUCCCCUCUUGUAAAAAAGAAGAUAAUGAAUCAUGCAAACCUAGCGACUAUACAAAGGACGUCGUAGAGACCAUUGAAAAAAAAUUGGAAGAUGAAAAACAAUCUAAUGAAAUAAUUGAACAAGAACAAUGGCUAUGGUUAUUAGUAAGAAGUAACAGUAAAAAUGAACUAAUGUUAUUCGCUACUGGAAAAUGUAUCUCUGAUAGUACAAUGGAAAGCAUGAAGCAUUUCUUCGAAAAAGGCAAGGGUGCUGAUUGUAAUGUAAAAUCUCUGUAUUGCAAAUCAUUAACAAAGGUUGGUGAGGUAUCAACAUCAAAUACAACUUUUUUGUUAGGAACUGAAGCAUUGGAUGAAACGAUAGGUGGAUUAAAAAUUCAGUUAGCUCCAAAAACGAAUUUCUGGUUAAGUACAGUAGGAGCUGAACAACUUGCGAAAGAAGUAGAAAUAAUGAUUGUCCCUAAUCCCAACACGGUAGUACUGGAUAUUGGAUGUGGACUUGGUUUAAUUGGACUUAUUAUGGCACCGAAAUGCGAAAAAGUAAUCGGAAUCGAUUCACCAUCUGAAGUAGAAGAAGCUGAAAUGACUUGUGAACUUAACAAAAUAAACAAUGCGUCAUUUGUAAUGGGAGAUCCUAAAGAAAUGAUCGCUACACUUUCUAAUUCAUUAGUUACUAAGAAAACAUCAGCUAUUAUUAAUGCUAAUGCUGAAGUAGGUCGAAAUAUUGACAUAAUAACUGGGUUGAGAAAAAUUCCAUCACUUCGUCGAGUCGUAAUGAUAACAACUCUAACCAAACAGUCAGUACAUUCAAUAUUAAAACUAAUUCAGCCUGCGGAUGAUAUUUUAGGCGAUCCAUUUGUACCUAUUCGUGCAAUCGUUGUGGAUACUCUUCCAAUCGGGCCACAAUUUGAAGUUGUUAUCCGAAUGGAUCGUCGUCCAAUGCACCGGAUAUUUAAUAUGCAUUUGUCUAAACCUCUAUCAAAAUUAAAGAAUCAAAACAGUCAAAAUUCUAAAGUUGGUUCACCAGGUAAACCAAUUGAUAAAACACUAUCACCGUCUAAAAAAUUCAAUAAUGGUAAAAGUAAUAAACGAGAAGCGAACAAAAAUCUGUUGUCUCCAAAACUUGAUCUUCUAAAGGGAAAAGGAGGUCGACCAUCAAGAUUACGUAGACAAGGAAAGAAAUUGGUUAAAAAUCCAUUUUAUGAUACGCUUCCAAAAUCAUGGGAAAAGAAUAAACCGAAUGUUAAAAUGGGUAACAAGAAAAAAUCUCCGAAAAUAGAGACGCCUUCUUAUAACAACGAUCGGAAGGAUAAAAAGUUUCUACCAUCAUUUGAGCAGAAAGAUGUGCCAAAAAGAAAGCGAGAUUGGGAAGGAAGAAACUUCGGAUCAUCAAAUUUAAACGUUAAAAAAACACGUAAUGAUGAUAAUGAUCUUCGAUUUAGAUUAUCAUAUAAUCGAAUAAAUUCACCAGAUUUAAUUCAACAGAUGGAAAAACAACAAAAACUUUUAGAGGUAGCAAAGCAAAAACUAAGUGGAUCCCGAACUUCUGUAGAUUCUUCAACAGCAAAACAGCUUCAAAAUAUGUUAAAGAUAGCUAUAGAAAAUACGAAUCAAGUUCAGAGUCAUUUACGUCGUUCAGUCUGGGAUAGAAUUGCUCCUCAUGAUAAAGAUUUCCCUCAUCAAGAAUUUGAUAGUCCUUCUAUAUUCAAAGGACGUCAUGUUAAAGAAUUAGAUAAAAAUGAUAUUAUUAUUACCACUUCAAAUGAUGAAUUUGUUCCAAAUAAACAACAAUUUCGCUCCAAUAAUUCUGGACCACCUCCAGUAGAACCAAAUUUGGUAGCUCCAAAAGAAAAAUGGGUUGUGUUACCUCCAAAGCAUGAUAAUAGUUACAACCAGUCUGAACGCAAUCAAAUUUCUCAAGACGAAUUAAGAAAUCAUGAAGAAUCAAAUAAAACUCGUUGGGCUCCAACUGCUUGUCCUAGACGACCUUCACCUCCUCGUCACUAUGAUGAAUUAUCAACAUCAAGAAGAUCAAUGACUUCGCCUCCUCCAUGGUCUUCAUCAACGCCUAAAGAUAAAUCUCAACACUUUCAACAAGUAAAUCGUUCUUAUGAUAUGAGUUUAAUAAAUCAAAGACAAUUCUCUCCACCUAGAAGAACUUUAUCUCCACAACGUCAGCGAUCUCCUCUACGACAUCGUGCAUCCACUCCAGUAAGACACUUGUCUCCACUAAGAAGACAAUCUUCGCCUGUACGAAUGGCUGAUGAUUGGGAUAUUCCAACAAGAGGUGCUGUAGAACAACAUCCUAAUUGGCAAAGAGGAGUAGGCAGGCCGCAAAAUAUAAGACAAGAUCCUCCACCAUUGAUGCAACUUAGAACUACUAUAGACAAUACAUGGAGUGCAAAUAAAAAUAAUGAUCAUUGGAAACCAAGCGGAUCAAAUGAUAGCUGGAAAAAUCAACAAAUAUUAGACAAAAGAUAUGGGAAUCAAAGUAAUGAUAGUUGGAACAAUCGUAAUAUGGAUGUAAUGAACUCUGCUCGAAGUAAUUCCUGGAUGGAUAAUAAGCAGCGAUGGGAUCCACCAUAUAAUUUAAAUAUAUGGAAUAAAGGUGGAGAAAGAGAAAAAGAAGAUUGGCAUGAUCUUCCAGAAGAUGCAAGAGAUCCUUGGGGAGAUGAUGGAGGCAUUGGUAAUCUUGGAAUAAAUGAUCGAUGGAAACAACUUGACAAUCCACAACCAUCUUCGAGCAAUAACUGGGCAGAAAAAAAUAUGCCAGAUUGGCCAGGUCAUAAUGAUGAGUGGCAAAAAAAACCCCAAAUGAUGAAUAUGAUGAAUAAUAAACCUUUAUGGCAAGGGAACAUUGAAAGCAAUAAAAAUAAUAAUAGUCGUUGGAACUUACCAAAUAAUGCACCACCACAACAACUAUUAGGAAACUGGCAACAAGGAAACGCCUGGCGAGAUAAUUCUUCACAAAAUAUAUCACCGUUUCAACGGCUCAGAUAUUUUAAUUCUAACUUGAAAUAAUGUUUUUCGUUCAUUAUAUGUCAUAUCAAGGUUUAUAGCAAUGACUGUACGUCAUUAUUUUCACUCGUUCAAAGAUAACUACAAUUUUUAAAUGAGUUCAUUAUAAUAUAUUCUUUUCAUUAAUAAAAUACAAAUUGAAAAUAUAUUAAUUAUAUUAUUUUUGUAAACUUCAAAAUGGGAUAGAUAUUUUGCUUAAUUAAGUUUCUUGUCAAUUAUUGAAAAUGAGAUCUAAAGGUUUUGUUUCUCUAGCAAAAUUGUAUUAGUUA
Messenger RNA from Chelonus insularis, 4851 nucleotides. RefSeq lists its product as uncharacterized. The transcript is spliced from 8 exons. Bases 461 to 4585 code for a protein of 1374 amino acids. Lineage: Eukaryota; Metazoa; Arthropoda; Insecta; Hymenoptera; Braconidae. The record is from RefSeq and is a predicted model, not a curated record. Gene Ontology annotation, molecular function: RNA binding; RNA methyltransferase activity. Gene Ontology annotation, biological process: RNA processing.